AUGACGGAUGUUGUUGAAACAAAGGUGCGUGCUCCCACCAUGACGCCAGAGGAGUUAUGCAUAAUAAGUGAAUUUUAUGCCGAGCAUUACGAUGUUUUUCAUUCGACCUUGUCUGGGUCCAGCCGUCAGCCCAAAGUUAAGGAAAAGAAAGAAAAGUUACAAGAACUAAGUAAAAUCUUAUCAAGUUCCGGUUACCCAACACGGACCACGAUGCAACUCGAUCAACGUAUUCGGGACACGAUGAAAAAAACUAAAUUUUUUGCUGCUAAAGAAAGAGAAGAGAAAACAAUGACGGGUGGCGGGAUCCCGCCAAGGUAUCCAAUCCCUGCACAUGUGCGCAUCUUGCUCGAUAAACUUGGAAACAAGCCUCGUGUCAAAGGUUUAUCAUUCGGUAAAGAAGUAUGUGGUGUUGAAAACGAGAGUAAUGUGAAUCAAUCCUUGCCAACGAAACGCCGUGCAGAGGAGGACACAGAUCCCUAUGUGACCGACAAUGAUGAAGACUUAGAAUUGAACGAUAGCUUUCAUUCUGAUAAGCUGACAUUGAAAAAGGUCAAGUCUGAGCCGCAUUACAUUAGUCGCAAUUUCGAAGAUCAGCAAUAUCGAGAAACAGACACAAAACUUCAGUCUAUCGUCAGACAAAAGGAAAACGUCCCUGAGCCGCAUUACAUUAGCCGCAAGGUCGAAGAUCAGCCAUAUCGGUACUAG
This is a messenger RNA of Cylicostephanus goldi, 705 nucleotides long. Lineage: Eukaryota; Metazoa; Nematoda; Chromadorea; Rhabditida; Strongylidae. The record is from the annotation of a GenBank genome assembly.